This is a messenger RNA of Sycon ciliatum, 3981 nucleotides long. RefSeq lists its product as uncharacterized. Gene Ontology annotation, cellular component: ciliary inversin compartment. Lineage: Eukaryota; Metazoa; Porifera; Calcarea; Leucosolenida; Sycettidae. Bases 306 to 3230 code for a protein of 974 amino acids. The record is from RefSeq and is a predicted model, not a curated record. Gene Ontology annotation, biological process: protein localization to ciliary inversin compartment. The transcript is spliced from 26 exons. Gene Ontology annotation, molecular function: protein binding.
CUUCGCUGAGGUUUCGCCACGAACCUCGUGCAUGCAGUUUUGUGAUGCGGAUCGGAGAGCGUGCAUGUAUGCUAGUAAUCACCUGCAUAAUAAUAUGCAGCUGCGCUGUGCACAAGCCAGGAUCGGAGCACUGACUGGUCCGUAGUUCGUACCUGCCCUCUCUCUCUCUCUUCGAGGCGAUUGACUGGAUUGCAGCGAGCGGUUGUGUGAGCGCGUGUGUGUGUUCAACCUGGGUGUAAACAGUGUCGCUCGGGAGUUGGUCGAGGAAGGGCUGAGCAGCUGAUAACACGCAGCAGACGAGCACAAUGACGGAGUUGAUCACAGCGGUCAAAGCCAAAGAUAAGGCUAAAGUGGAGACGUUGCUGGAAGGUGGUUCGGAUCCGAAUGAGAACGGUGCCGGAGGCAAGGAUCAGUCAGAGGUAUCGGACGUGACGGAAUUGAACGGUCCACUGCACUGGGCAUGUCGCUACAACCUACCCGACAUAGUGGAGCUGCUCGUUGAUCAUGGUGCUAGCUUGUUCCUGGAGGGAGAGAAUGGACAGACACCGUUACACUUGGCCCACUCAAGCUCGGCUGUGACAUCACUACUCCUGGACAAGAGCGCUAGCAUAUACGCAGAAGACACAUUACAACGCACACCACUGUACGUUGCAGCGCAGAGUGGUGACACCGACGUUGUCAAGGUGCUCCUGGAAGCCGGCAGUGAUGCAUGCCAAGUCAGCCAGGGCUGUGGAGGGCGCACAGCACUACACGAAGUGAGCAAUUCCGUUGACAAGUGUAAGCUGCUGCUGGAGAACGGAGCGUCUGCAGAAGCAGUGGACAGUAAUGGAAAGACUGCGCUGCACUGUGCACGACACGUGGACGUAGUACGUCUACUCUUGGACAACGGCUGUGCAAUCAACACCACCGACAAGAGCGGUAAUGAAGCGCUACACGACAUCCUGAACAGCACGGCUACGUCCGACAAAGGUGCAAUUAUCAAGCUGCUAUUGGAGCGUGGUGCCUCGGCCAAUGCUAACAACGCCGAUGGUGAGAGUCCCGUGUUUCUGGCGGUGAGUGCCUGCAAUGGCUUCACCGCUCCGCUCUCUGAACUGCUGGCACACAGCGCUAAUCCCAACAGCAAAACAAAGGAUGGUCUAUCACCACUAUUAUGUGCCAUGAAGAAAGGCUACAUCCCAAUUGUGCAGCAUCUGAUCAAGGCUGGUGCUUCUCUCAACGAAAAAGACAACUCGGGCAACACGACAUGUCACUAUGCAGCUAGGGGCGGCAAUGUCAAUCUGAUGCUGCAGAUCUUCAAGAACCAAGCACCGGAGACCAUCAACGACCAGAAUGCCGACGGUGACACACCUCUACACGUUGCCGUGGGCAAUGGCAAUGUCAAUAUGGUCGCCUAUCUACUCAGUGUGGGAGCUGAGGUCAAUGUUGUCAAUAAGGCAAACCAAUCGCCGAUUGAGCAAGCCGAGGCACUGAACAAGGAGAACAUUGCACGCAUGCUGGUCAAACACCUUGACAAAGUUAAGAAACCACCGCCACCUCCAGUUGUCGUGGCAACGGAGGACUGCCAGUCAGGCAUGCCGGGACAUCUACCGUUCGUUGAGGGAGACCUGAUAGCUAUCACAGGCAAGCCGUACGAUGAAUGGUGGGAAGGUUACGUUGUCAGCGACCCGGAGACUAAGGGACUGUUCUGCACUCUGCUGGUCGACCAACAACCUCUAGAUGAGGAUGAGGCAAGAGCAGCCAUUGAAGCAUCCGGUAGGCCGAAGGAGAUCAUCUCUCAGUCGGACUACAAGCAAGCCGUGGACAUGGUGUCAAUGUCAUCCGUUGGCACCAAGGUCACUGGCCAGGCAGCCGGGCUUCUCUGUGAACAGGAGGAUGUACUGCGCUCUGAAUGCCCAUUGCUAACGGAUGAUGAGAGAGCUCUGUUUGCAUCUCUGAAAGUGCUCCUAUCUGAAACCAGUGGAUCGUCGCUGGAACAGGCACCACUGCUACGAGCUAUCAACAAGGCGAUUGAUAGAAUCGACUCUCAGUUGACGUCCAAGCCGGUGGAAGACGACUUAUCAAGUGCAAUGAGUGAGGCAGAGCAAGCUGCGGCGGAUGCCCUGGCAGCAUUUGCUGACUCAUCGCCGGCUGGUGACGAUGAAGGCAGCGCGGCAGCGGCGAGUGACUCCGCCGACUCCAGCGGCAAGGUCAAGAUUGUGGAGCCGAGUAUUUCCGCAGAAGAAAUGGAAGUACUCAAGACGUCUUCAGACGCACAGAAAGAACAGCUUGCCGACUUCAAGGAGAUGGUAACGAGCUCUGCUCAACAGUUUGCCUUUGCCGUGAGACUCAUGCAGAAACUCUCCGAAGUCUUGCUAGCGUUCAAGUGUCUAGCAUGUGGUCUGGAGAAACGUGAGGUGGACGACAUUGACAAGGCCUGCAGCAGCGUCGAACUGCUAGGAACACGAAUGGCUUUGCCUGCUGCAUGCCUUGAUGAACCAAUCAAGGGACGGGCAACAAAGGCACAACUUGCAAAGAAGGAGAAGCUUCAUGAUCAGAUUCGCCGCAUAGCCAACUUGUGUCCGUCUGUCACUGCAGUGGAUGAUAUCUGUCUAGGCCUAGCGCAGGCACUGGUGAAUCGGUACGACCUGCAAAUCACCCAGUUGAUGUAUGAAGGUGCUGUACAGCUGGCUGAAGGAGUAGUCAUGCAACUGCUGGAGUACAUCCUGGUCGACUGCCCGGAUGAGCAGAAUCUAGACACCAUCGUGCCGUCGCUUGUGCAUGCCAUAGUGUUUGCACGUCGCUCAGCGCAUACCUCACAGCUACUCAAGAAAGAGGGUAUCCCCUGCCAGCCCAGCAAGAUCGUGGGCAAAGCUCACACGACAUGGAGCAUUGACGGUGUCCUCCGCAAGACUGGUAUCCUAACACCGGAAGGAAGGAAAUACGUUGGCCUGCAGACGCGCGCAGACCUGUUUGGUUAUCGUCAUGGUACCAAGUCUGAGGUAGAUUCUCUGAAUAUGGUGCGGCAAGGCUAUGAGAAGACUAUUGGUCCCAAGCAGCGGCGUGCAUCCAAGGUGGGAGUACCAAUGCCGCCCGCAGCACCUGUCCUGGACAGCGAUCCCACGGCCAAGGCCGUAACACCGACACAGAAAGAAGUGCGGCCGAUCGAGAAGGGCAGCUACUGGCUUAGAAAACAAGAAGAGUUGAGUGAACGCAUCAAACAACUAGAGCUUCUCACCAACGCCUCAAAGUAGAGCCAUCCUCCGUGCAGCCCCGGACUUAGCAAUGUUUUCUUGUUGUAGACCGUUAGCAUCAGGGAGUAGUAAAAUACCAUAUAUUUACUACUACCUGGUUAGGAUAGUAACUGCCCAGUCGCUGACACCUUACUAGUAUUGGCAUCUAGUCAACAUAGCCGCUGCUACUGCGUGUAUGAAUGCUUUGCUGAACAUGCUGAUGCUGCUCUGUCACCAUGGUUUCCAUGGCUGCCUGCAUGGUGGGUACUAUGGCAACCUACAUGUACAUGGUUACCUGGCUGCCUUCUCAAUAAUAGUUUUUGCAUGCACACUUGGUCUUCUUCAGAACAAGCUUGUUGCAUGUAACGUUAGCUGCGAUUUUGCACCAAUGUCGUGUUUUCAGUACCGUUCACAUCGACUGCGGGAAGUCUUGGGAAGCAGCUGUCGGAAUGCACACUAAAUACCUCGUUUUCGUAUGAUUUGACCUUGUAACUUUAGUCGUUUUUUUCUUUCUUUCUUAUACAUGUAUAAUUAUUAGUGGAAAUUGUCAUGUGUCAUAUAUAAACUAUGAAUAAUCAAUAAUGCAUGCCAUGCAUGCUUGUAUGCCUCAAUCAGGGAGUGGUAAAGUACUAAUUUAUGUACUACUCCUAUCAAUGUCAAGUUCUUUGACUGUACAUGUACAUGUAUAUCACAGUCAUGCAAUGAUGGUUUGUACUGCCGGCUUUGAACCUUUGAAUAAGUGUGAUACAUGACUGUACUCUCACCACAUCCA